Molecule: messenger RNA, 1736 nt
Organism: Engraulis encrasicolus (European anchovy)
Lineage: Eukaryota; Metazoa; Chordata; Actinopteri; Clupeiformes; Engraulidae
Product: tubulin alpha chain
Exons: 4
Coding region: 78-1430 (450 amino acids)
Biological process (GO): mitotic cell cycle; microtubule cytoskeleton organization
Cellular component (GO): microtubule; cytoplasm
Molecular function (GO): structural constituent of cytoskeleton; GTP binding
Source: RefSeq, a predicted model, not a curated record
GUGGCCCUCCCUCCCUCAGAACUAACCUUCACCAUCCGAAUCCUCGACGUCGGCCUCUGAAGGACUAAUCUGACAAAAUGCGUGAGUGUAUUUCCAUACAUGUUGGCCAAGCCGGUGCCCAGAUGGGCAAUGCCUGCUGGGAGCUGUACUGCCUGGAGCACGGCAUUCAGCCGGACGGCCAGAUGCCCAGCGACAAGACCAUCGGAGGAGGAGACGACUCCUUCAACACCUUCUUCAGCGAGACUGGAGCUGGCAAACACGUGCCCCGUGCUGUGUUUGUGGACCUGGAGCCCACCGUCAUCGAUGAGGUGCGCACAGGUACCUACCGCCAGCUGUUCCACCCCGAGCAGCUGAUCACUGGCAAAGAGGACGCCGCCAACAAUUACGCCCGCGGGCACUACACCAUCGGCAAGGAGAUCAUCGACCUGGUGCUGGACAGGACCCGCAAACUGGCGGACCAGUGCACAGGCCUCCAGGGUUUCCUGAUCUUCCACAGCUUUGGUGGAGGCACCGGCUCCGGCUUCACCUCCCUGCUCAUGGAGCGUCUCUCAGUCGACUACGGCAAGAAGUCCAAGCUCGAGUUCGCUGUCUACCCCGCACCCCAGGUGUCCACUGCAGUGGUGGAGCCCUACAACUCCAUCCUGACCACCCACACCACCCUGGAGCACUCCGACUGUGCCUUCAUGGUUGACAACGAGGCCAUCUACGACAUCUGCAGGCGUAACCUGGACAUCGAGCGUCCCACCUACACCAACCUCAACAGGCUCAUUGGCCAGAUCGUGUCCUCCAUCACCGCCUCCCUCAGGUUCGACGGUGCCCUGAAUGUGGAUCUGACAGAGUUCCAGACCAACUUGGUGCCCUACCCUCGUAUCCACUUCCCCCUGGCCACCUACGCUCCAGUCAUCUCUGCCGAGAAGGCCUACCACGAGCAGCUCUCUGUUGCCGACAUCACAAACGCCUGCUUCGAGCCAGCCAACCAGAUGGUGAAGUGCGAUCCUCGUCACGGCAAGUACAUGGCUUGCUGCCUGCUCUACCGUGGUGAUGUGGUGCCCAAAGAUGUCAACUCCGCCAUCGCAACCAUCAAGACCAAGCGCACCAUCCAGUUUGUGGACUGGUGUCCCACUGGCUUCAAGGUGGGCAUCAACUACCAGCCCCCAACCGUGGUGCCCGGUGGUGACCUGGCCAAGGUGCAGAGGGCCGUGUGCAUGCUGAGCAACACCACCGCCAUCGCCGAGGCCUGGGCUCGUCUGGACCACAAGUUCGACCUGAUGUACGCCAAGAGGGCCUUCGUGCACUGGUACGUGGGAGAGGGUAUGGAGGAAGGCGAGUUCUCCGAGGCCAGAGAAGACAUGGCCGCCCUGGAGAAGGACUACGAGGAGGUGGGCACAGACAGCGUCGGAGAGGAGGACGAGGAAGGAGAGGAGUACUAAGAAGAGAGCUGUCGAUCCAAAAUAUACCCAUCAGCCCUUUCUUCAUCAUGGGCGUCGCCUCGUGAACUCCAACACAAUACUCCCAAGCUGACCUCCAAAAUCUCAAUCUUGAAGAAAACCUCCGGCUGCCUCGGGCAGAUGCAAAGAUGAAAUACAGACUCUCAUGUCAUAACUUGUCUCCAUGGACUCUGGUGAAUAUGAAUGGAAAUGGCUCCAUCGCAUUUGGCACAUUCCACUAAGCUACAAGCACAUUCCUCCAAAUGGGUCAACGUUUUCAAUAAAAAAAAGCCUUAAAAAUAUACACAA